AUGUGCGCCCGCCCGACUCCGGGCCCGGCCCAAAACAGUGGAUGCUCCUUCUGCUCGACCGACGGCUCAACCCGCGGCGGCGCCUCCGUGGUCGGCAAGGUUGGUCCCGACGGCCAGAUCGUCCUCGACGAGGAGCGGCGCCCGACGAUCGACGUGCUCGCCUCGCCUCCCGCCAUCACGUCGCGCUGCUUCCUCGACGUGAGCAUCGGCGGCCGGCCUGCGGGCAAGAUCGUGAUCGAGCUGUGGGGCGAGGUGGCGCCGCGCGCGGUGGAGAACUUUCGCGCGCUCUGCACCGGUGAGAAGGGCUACGGGUACGCUGGCUCCUCCUUCUACACCGUCCUGUCCGGGCUGACGGUCCAGGGCGGGCAGAUCGCCGGAGGACCGUACAGCGGCAGCGGUCCGAGCUACGCGGGGCCGACCUUCGCGCACGACAACUACGCGAUCCGGCACAACACGGCGGGUCUCGUCAGCAUGGUCAACAGCGGCAAGGGCGGCGGCUCGGGGCAGAGCGACAGCCGCUUCCUGAUCCAGCUCGCACCUUCGUGGGCUCUUCCUAGACCAACCACUUUCUUCUUUUGGGCAGGCGACGCCGGCUUCCUGGACGGGCGGUACGAGGCGUUCGGGCGGGUGGCGGAGGGGAUGGAGGUGGUGCGGAAGCUCGAGGCGGUGCCGGUCUCGGGCACAAAGAACCGGCCGCUCGAGCCGUGCAGCAUAGACGCCGCCGGCGAGCUGCCGCGGGCGGCAAGCUAG
Emiliania huxleyi CCMP1516 is the source of this 750-nucleotide messenger RNA. RefSeq names its product putative cyclophilin type peptidyl-prolyl cis-trans isomerase. Bases 1 to 750 code for a protein of 249 amino acids. Gene Ontology annotation, molecular function: peptidyl-prolyl cis-trans isomerase activity. The transcript is spliced from 8 exons. NCBI's taxonomy places the organism in Eukaryota, Haptophyta, Isochrysidales, Noelaerhabdaceae. The record is from RefSeq and is a predicted model, not a curated record. Gene Ontology annotation, biological process: protein peptidyl-prolyl isomerization.